Messenger RNA from Sungouiella intermedia, 390 nucleotides. The record is from the annotation of a GenBank genome assembly. NCBI's taxonomy places the organism in Eukaryota, Fungi, Ascomycota, Pichiomycetes, Serinales, Metschnikowiaceae.
AUGGCCAAGAUCAGUCAAGUUUCAGACGUUUCUUCUUCUCGUUCUAAGUCCAGAAAGGCUUACUUCAACGCCACCUCUUCUGAGAGAAGAGUGUUGUUGUCUGCUCCAUUGUCCAAGGAAUUGAGACAAAAGUACAACAUCAAGUCCAUUCCUAUCAGAAAGGAGGACGAGGUCACCGUCGUCAGAGGUUCCAAGAAGGGUUCUGAGGGUAAGGUCUCCACCGUUUACAGAUUGAAGUUCGCUGUCCAGAUCGAGAAGUUGCAGUUCGAGAAGUCCUCUGGUGCUUCCGUGCCAAUCAACAUUCACCCAUCCAAGGUUGUCAUCACCAAGUUGUACUUGGACGACAAGAGAAAGGCCUUGAUCGAGAGAAAGGGUGGUAAGUUGGAAUAA